Messenger RNA from Plectropomus leopardus (leopard coralgrouper), 5923 nucleotides. RefSeq names its product kelch repeat and BTB (POZ) domain containing 7 (gene kbtbd7). Gene Ontology annotation, molecular function: protein binding. NCBI's taxonomy places the organism in Eukaryota, Metazoa, Chordata, Actinopteri, Perciformes, Serranidae. The record is from RefSeq and is a predicted model, not a curated record.
CAGGGGACUUUAUUUUGGCAACUUUGUCCGGAAAAUGUAGUUCCAAGCCUCGGCUUGACAGUGUUAUCAGAUGAGACUGUCUGCUACACUCAAAACAGACACCAACACAAGAAAAAAUCCAAGAAAAUAUGGACAUCACGGUCACGGCGGCUCUGCGGGUGUAAUUUUUCGUUUAUGUUUGAUUUUUAACGCGACAUUAUGAUCAGUCGGAGGCCGAGAACCGUUGGCUCUCGGACAUACGGGCGACCGUUGAGCUGGUAAUGUAUUUUUCACCGCAUAUGUUUGACUUUAUAAACGGAUGUGUCGUUAUCAGACCCUUUCAUGAGUAUGUCAGCGGCAAAACAGCGGGUUAUUUGACUCCUUAUUUGACGUAAAAUAGCAAAUUGCCCACUGAAGUUACAGCAAUGGCCUCGGCGCUGGGUUGCUUCAGCGGUCCGGAGGUGUUGGAGGACGUGAAUCACGCUCGGAGUUUGAUGGACGAGUUGAAAUUGCUGUACGACUGCCGGCUGCUCGGGGACGUUACCAUCGGGGUUAAAUGUGAGGAGGAGUCCUUGGAGAGCUGCGGGGGGUCGCCCAGAGGUGACAUUGAUCAACUUUUCUUGUGUAGCCGCAACGUCCUAGCAGCUGCGAGCCCGUACUUCAAAAGCAUGUUCACCGGGGGGUUAAACGAGAGCAUGCAGCAGCGAGUCCUGAUCCGCGGGGUGGACUCUGAGUCCAUGUCCGUCAUCAUAGACUACUGCUACACAGGCAGGGUGACCAUCACGGAGAGCAACGUCCAGAGACUGUACGCUGCUGCCAAUAUGCUCCAGCUGGACUACAUCAGAAAAUCUUGCUCCAGCUUCAUGUCAAGGAGGCUGGAUCUCUCCAACUGCGUGGGCAUACUGAAAUUUGCAGACACUUACGAUAACCCUGAGCUGAAGCAGACUGCACAAGCUUUCAUCGCCAAAAACUUUACCCAAGUGUGUAAUGGAGGGGAUCUGUGUGAGCUGGAUUUGACGCAGUUGAAGGAGGUGUUGUCUCUGGACACUUUGGAUGUGGACUGUGAGAGGAAGGUGUGCUCGGCGGCUUUGCAGUGGAUAGAGGCCAACACACCGCAGAAAAGAGAGGAUGCACUGCAGGCUCUGAAGUGUGUGCGGUGGAACUUGUUCACUGAGAAGGACAAGUGCUACCUUGAGGGCCUCGUGGCGAGGCCUUUAAUUGAGAAAUACCUUGCAUCUUUUUUUAACAGGUCUGCAGAGGACAUACCAGGAACUCUGGAUGCACCAAAACACAGAAUAGGUGUAAGCGCGAAGGAGAUGAUUCUCUUCUUCGGUCUGCCCUACGACAACAUAAUGUGCUGCGACCCUUACUCCGAGGACUUGUACUUCAUGGCUCGUCCGUUGGAUGACAUCAGCAGCCAGGAUUACAAACGCUCCACUAUGGAGUCUUUAAUCGCCUGUGCCACACCUGAAAACAACUUGUACCUAGCAUCUCACCUCUCUAAACACUUCUGGCUGUACAAUCCGGUGCUCAACCGGUGGCAGGAGCUGGCGGAGAGACCUCUGGGGAGGAUACACUCUGGGAUGGGCUACCUCAACGGCCAUGUUUAUCUUCUAGGAGGAAGAAAUCCAGUCACGGAUCUGAAACUGAAGGAGGUGGAGUGUUACAGCAUCCAGAGGAACCAGUGGACGUUUGUGGCUCCUCUGCCUCAUUCGUUAGGUAAAAUGCAAGUGGUGUCACUGAACGACCACCUCUACGUGGUGAACAAAAGGAGAAUGCUUUGUUACGAUCCCAAGAGGAACCGCUGGCGCCACUGUGGGUCACUGAGAAGAGACAAGCUUCACAAGGCAUGCGUUUUUCAGGAUCAGAUCAUCUGUGUGUGCGACAUCCCCGUGGUGAAAGCCUACAGCCCCACCAGGGGGGAGUGGAAGAGGCUGGGCGACAUUCCCAUCGACAGCCGUGCCCUAAAUUACCAGGUGAUCCAGCACAACAACAAGCUGCUCCUCCUCACUCAGACUUUACUGCAGCACAACAAAAACAGGGUCCUCAUCCACGAAUACGACCAAACCAGGGACACGUGGAAGAACAUCAUGGCAGUGUACGUGUCCACGCUGGGGCCCGUGUGUGUUUCAACACGCGUGUACCCUGCGUGUCUGUUCUCCGCUCACAGCUUCACGACAGAGGAGGACGAUGACAGCGGCUCCAGUGCCGACUGGGACUUUGAUGGGUUGACGGACGCAGACUCGGACUCUGGCAGCUCGAGCUCGUUCUCAGAUGAGAACUGGUAGUGGUUAUUGUGUCAAAGAAAAGCUCGACUUAUUUAUAAUGUGAUGGCUUUCACAGGGUUCUGCAUGCCGAGAGAGGUCACAGAUCCUGAUUUGGCUGAGCGUUAAAGCCAGACAUUUACAGCAGAAGCACAAGUCCGUCAAAAUCUUGACUUCACUUGGACUUGAAACUAAGCAGGGUUGGUUUCAGAAAUGCCCAGAAACAAGGGCUUUGUUAUUUGAUGGUGUUUGUUAGUCCUGUUUGUACAAUAACUCAAGAUAAAUAUAUGACGGAAGCAUAACCGUUAAGCAAUAAAUACCCUUUUAGAGUCUGAUUUAGCACAUUGAUAAGGCAGCUGAAUGAAGAGCACUCCAGUGAUGUACAUAAGUAUGAGACUUGCAUAAAAUUGGGGGAACUAGCAGGAGACAGAUUAACAAGAAAUUGAGAAAAGUAGAAGAAGCAGAGGCUGUAACGUCUUGACUUUUUGUCUUUAAAGGCUCAGUGUGUAGUAUAUAGGGACAUCCAUAGGCAUAAAUGAUUUAUACUAUUCAUACCUCUAUAUAUUACUAGUUUAUAAUCAGCUGAAAUCUAGCGAUGCAUGAUAAUAUCUGCACGUCAUCAGUAUCUGCCGAUAUUGGCUUUAAAAUGUAAUAUCAGAAUUGGCCAACAUGCUGAUUUCUGCUGAUAUCACAAACCAAUAUAUAUAUAUUUUUGCCAUUUAAAAAGUGUACAAAAUAUCCACCCUAAGUUGAAUUAUUUUUCUUAUUUUGCAAAAUGAACGAAUAUUACAUUAACUGAAAAGCAUUGUAUUUUAUGUCUCCAUCUGCCAGUGGGACAUCAUAAUAACAUAUACAUAAUAUGAUGUUUAAUUCCACAACAGCAGAGACUUGAUGAUCUCUAAAAUUAGGUGGGAAAAAAGUGGAUAUAUCUGUAUCAGGUAUUUGCCAUAUGAGUUGCUAUAUAUUGGCAUAUCCAGUAUCGACCAAAAAAAUAUCUUGCCUCUCUACCUGACAUUAAGAAUCAUGUUUUCGAUGGCUUAGAAUUAGCCGUUUAUAUCUACGAAUGAAGCAGGUCCUCAUAGCCUGGAACAGACAAAUACAAUAGGGGUGCUAGAUAAUAAUAAUUUUUAUUUAUAUAGCACAUUUCAAGUACAAAGUAAUUCCCAGAUGAAAGGUUUACAGAAUAACACAACAUUCAGGACGUAAAGCACAAAUAAUAAAAUAGCACUGUGUACAAGAACAUAAGAGGGCGCGAGUUCAAAAAUGCAAUAUCAUAAAUAAGUAAGGAAAAUUUGGAUAAGAGAAUUAAGCUCAGGUAAGCAGAAAACAUGAAGAGUAAAAGGAAUAAACAUGUAUAAGCAGAUAAGACACUAACAAAGGAGAUGAGCUCUUAUAAAACAGGUUGAAUGCCAAUAAAAGAACAAACCUUUGAAUUUAAAACAUCUAAAAGUAUAUGGAUGUGCAUAAAAUAGUUACAUGGAGAAAAAAGACUACUAUAAAAUGUAAUUUUAAGUUAAAAAUGUAACACCAUCAAAUAAUAACAUUAAGGGUAGGCUUUCUUAUGAAGUGAUUUUUUUAGGAGGCUUUUAAAAGCUUCAGUGGAGUCGGCCGAUCUCACACUGACAGGAUUUAUUUAGAGCCAUUUGCAUUUUCGUGUCGGUCACCAUUUUUCUCCUUCACACACGAAGUUUCCGCUCGGCAGCGACACCUCUAGAUGCCACUAAAUCCUACACACUGGACCUUUAAGGUGCAAGAUUAUCAGACUUUUGACAGAGUGAAAAGAAAAGGCGUGUGUUUUUCAAGGAUAUUCACAAUACAAAGAUGCUUAUCUUGCUCUUGAGUAUUUGGUCGGUAUAAAGCGCGUGAAGUUGCGUCAUGCCGUGUGGGACGGGGCGCCACCUUGCAAUUGCGCUCUCUGUAAUCUCUAUUACCAAAUUUAAUGCACUCAGUCCAAAAAUGAGACCGUUUACAAUGUCUGAUCAUGUGAUGGAGGUCGUGCAUUGGGGUCUAAAAUGAAGCCAUCAGGUGUUAUGUUUAUUAGUUUGUCAAAACUAAUCAGUACUACUUAACUACUUUGAAGGUAUUAUUAGAGAAUGAUUUAAAGGGUAAUUAAUUCCUGUCAGUUCAAAAAUAUGUGUGAAGAAAAAAAAAGUCAGCUGGUAAUUUUUUUUUCUUUUGGAUUGACGGCGAAUUGCUGUGUACGAUUUUUUAUUCUUUUUAUUUCUUAGUCUCAUUUUUUCUGUAAGUAUUGACAGCUAAGAAACUGACAGACAGACCAUCUAUUUUUAUUUGUUGAUUUAUUUUUGAGAAAGGGGCUGGUAAAAAAAAAAAAAAAAAAGUUUAUCUUCUACCUGCCCAUUUUCGAUCAUGGAACGUAAUAAAGCGAGUAACAUGUGGUUUGAUUUUAAACUGUUUCCGUGAGCGUAAUAAAAGUGAAAAAGUAAAAAAAAAACAAAAACAGUGCAAUUCUCACAAGAUGGUGCCCCCGUCCAAAACAUAUGGCAGCAGAAUGUUGUGUCUUUUGUGUGUAACACUUCUGUUACAUUUUAUUCAGUUUCUUAAGGAGAAUGUGACAAAAAAAAGUUAUGGAACCGUGGCCAUAAUGCAAAUAGCACAUUUUUUUCUACUUGACAAUGCUCCUCCAGAGCUACAGAAGAUAUUAUAAGUAAAACCGUCGCAAAGACUGCGUGGUACUCCUCCCGGUAUAGUAAACUGACUUAGACGUGUAAAAAUCGGAGGGUCUUUAAAUGCUCCGGGUUGGUUUUGUGUUAUAUAAAGACGUGUUUGUGGCAGAAAUAUUAAUUUUAUUUAGCUUGAAUAAAUGAGCACAACUGCUUAUGAAAUCAUGUUUGUGACUUUUGGGACGUCAGGCAGCUCAAGUGCCUCAUGUUUAUGACUUUAAACACACCUGGUCAUUCACAGGGCUUUAAAAUUUGCUGUCUUUUUCUUUCUUUGUUGUUGAUGCACAUCAAGACGUCACACACACAGCCGGUGUUGUGAGAACUGCUGUAUGAAACAGAAGCCAACGUACUGUACUCUCACUCAGGUUUAGGCUUCAGAAAAAAAGCCUGUAUGCCAUGAUUGACUUUUUAUUUUAGAUGUAGUAAAAUUAGGUGGUUUUGGUGAAAAAAUUAUAAAUUUUAUGACAUUUAUUUUAAGCUAUUUUAAUGGGUGUAUGUAUACAUUUUCUUAUCUAUUAUUUUAAACGUAAUGUUUAUGUUGCAAUCAGAAAUGAAAAUGUCUUUUGAAAAGUGUUUUGAGUAUUGUUUGGUCCUGAUAACCUGCUGGAGGACGUUUUGUCUGCAUGUAAUGAAACUGUUGCGAAGCCAUCGUCCUCCCCAGCCUCCCCGUACACUCAGUUACCAGUUUAUUAGCUGUGUUAAAACACACACAAUAAAGUGUUUAUGAUGUGUCUACUCUUACUGAUAUAAAUGUUGUAGACAAAAUAUUUAAAUCACUUCUGUAAAAUGAACACUAUAAAAUUCUUAAUAGCAUCUAUUGCAGGGCUGUUGUAUAAGACAGUAGAUUCUGCUAAUAAAGUGGUAAAUGAGUGUCGUUCUCAUGCUGUCCCUCUGUAUUGAUGGAUACUUGGAGAGUUACAUUGGGUGUGUGUAUGUGUGAAGGGGCUGUGGUUUGGAUUAUAAAGCUGUUUUGGUGUAUGUGUCAAAUAAACAUUUGUG